Otolemur garnettii (small-eared galago) is the source of this 3031-nucleotide messenger RNA. RefSeq names its product sushi domain containing 4 (gene SUSD4). Bases 179 to 1663 code for a protein of 494 amino acids. The transcript has 9 exons. The record is from RefSeq and is a predicted model, not a curated record. Gene Ontology annotation, biological process: negative regulation of complement activation, classical pathway; negative regulation of complement activation, alternative pathway. NCBI's taxonomy places the organism in Eukaryota, Metazoa, Chordata, Mammalia, Primates, Galagidae.
GGGAGCUGGAGCCGGGCGCCGCCGCCGAGGCUUCCGUCUCGCUUGCUCGCGCAGCGGCGGCAGCAGAGGUCGCACACAGAUGCGGGUUAGACUGGCGGGGGGAGGAGGAGGAGGGAAGGAAGCUGCAUGCAUGAGCCCCACAGACUCUUGCAAGCUGGAUGCCCUCUGUGGAUGAAAGAUGUAUCAUGGAAUGAACCCGAGCAAUGGAGAUGGAUUUCUAGAGCAGCAGCAGCAGCAGCAGCAGCAGCAGCAGCAGCCUCAGUCCCCCCAGAGACUCUUGGCCGUGAUCCUGUGGUUUCAGCUGGCGCUGUGCUUCGGCCCUGCACAGCUCACAGGCGGGUUCGAUGACCUUCAGGUGUGUGCUGAUCCUGGCGUCCCUGAGAAUGGCUUCCGGACCCCCAGUGGAGGGGUUUUCUUUGAAAGCUCUGUAACCCGAUUUCAUUGCCAAGACGGAUUCAAGCUGAAGGGCUCUACAAAGAGACUAUGCAUGAAGCAUCUUAAUGGAACGCUGGGCUGGAUCCCCGGUGAUAAGCCCAUCUGUGUGCAAGAAGAUUGCCGUGUCCCUCAAAUUGAAGAUGCUGAGAUUCAUAACAAGACAUACAGACAUGGAGAUAAGUUAAUCAUCACUUGUCACGAAGGAUUCAAGAUCCGUUAUCCCGACCUGUACAACCUGGUUUCAUUAUGUCGCGAUGAUGGAACGUGGGAUAAUCUGCCCAUCUGUCAAGGCUGCCUGAGGCCUCUGGCCUCGGCCAACGGCUACGUGAACAUCUCUGAGUUCCAGACCUCCUUCCCAGUGGGGACUGUGAUCGCCUAUCGCUGCUUCCCCGGGUUCAAACUCGAAGGGGCCGAGUACCUCGAAUGCUUACACAACCUUAUCUGGUCGUCCAGCCCACCCCGGUGCCUUGCUCUGGAAGUUUGUCCACUACCUCCAAUGGUGAGUCACGGAGAUUUCAUCUGCCACCCGCGGCCUUGUGAGCGCUACAACCACGGGACUGUGGUGGAGUUUUACUGUGAUCCUGGCUACAGCCUCACCAGUGACUACAAGUACAUCACCUGCCAGUACGGAGAGUGGUUUCCUUCCUAUCAAGUCUACUGCAUCAAAUCCGAGCAAACGUGGCCCGGCACCCACGAGACCCUCCUGACCACGUGGAAGAUCGUGGCAUUCACGGCUACCAGUGUAUUGCUGGUGCUGCUGCUUGUCAUCCUGGCCAGGAUGUUCCAGACCAAGUUCAAGGCCCACUUUCCCCCCAGGGGACCUCCCAGGAGUUCCAGCAGCGACCCUGACUUUGUGGUGGUGGACGGCGUGCCCGUCAUGCUCCCGUCCUAUGACGAGGCUGUGAGUGGCGGCUUGAGUGCCUUAGGCUCCGGAUACCUGGCUUCUGUGGGCCAGGGCUGCCCCUUACCCGUGGACGACCAGAGUCCCCCAGCAUACCCUGGCUCAGGGGACACGGACACAGGCCCAGGGGAGUCAGAGACCUGUGACAGUGUGUCAGGCUCAUCUGAGCUGCUCCAGAGUCUGUAUUCAUCUCCCAUGUGCCAAGAGGGCACUCAGCCUGCUUCCGACAACCCUGACACAAUGGCCAGCACAGUGGGGGAGGUGGCAUCUACCAGCCCAGGCAUCGACAUCGCAGACGAGAUCCCUCUAAUGGAAGAAGAUCCCUAACCCAGGAAAAUUGUGAUGAUUCUACUGCUCCUUUGGGGGAAAGGAGCCGUAUAGCUUGGAGGGAGGCCACAGAAGGACUGAGCUUGGGGCCAGCUUUUCUAGUUUAUCUAGACCGGGACAGUGAUUCAAAUCAUGCGUCUUGGGCUCAGCAGUGAGGCUGACAGACUGUAGCAGCAGUGCUCUUACGUGAGACUUGGGAACUCAUCAAGACCCACAGAGAGCCCAGGGCAGAGGGGAAGCCCCCUGCCAUCCUGGAUGGAGGUGUUCAGUGCGUCCUGUGCUGUGGAACAUGGAACAAUUACACACACAUCCCUGAAUACACUAAAUCACACAGCCUGGUGACUUACGAUUACUCCCUGCCCCCUCUGAAAGCAUGUCACAUUAUGUAAAUUCGCUUUUCACAUCUGCUUCAAACUGUGUCUGCGCUCCAAAUUCAGAUGGGUUGGCCUCUGCAGAAAGUCCGUGCUGGGAUGUGGGAAGAACAGCAGAGCCCCCUGCACUCCCGUAAGGGCUGACUCCCAAAGAAAGGUUCUCGUGGGGCAUUUGGAAAACUUCUGCGUCUGGUCUUCUCUACUCAAAGCCACGACUAAACCCGGAUGUGGCCAUUCCACAGAGAAAGGAAAGGGAAGGCAGGCAGACUCUGCUUUCUGGAAAUGUCUUCAAAAAGUAGAGUUCGUGUACUUUGUGCUCUGGUGACAUGGCCUCAGAGUUUGUGUUCAUGGCAUCGCACCCGGAUCCAUGGCGUUAGGUAAAUCUUGUGACUUACACACAGUCAGAAUAUGUUCAAAUCCAUCUCAUGGUGGAGACAGUGACCAAGGUACUGUUGGGUUUCAGCAUUUUAGAAAGAUUCCACUCAACAACUGAUCUCAGUUGACUAUUGUCAUUGUUGCCCCCACCCCAAACUCAACCAUGCUUUUAUUUUCCAAAACAGAAAUUGUUUCUGUAAACAUAUGCCACCUCCAGAGGAAGUGUGAGGUUGCAUUUACCCCCAUUUUUGCCCUGUGGGGUCAAGGCCUGGCAUCCCAGCUCACUGGCAGCUCACCCCUCUUGACUGAGGGGUUUUUGGCCCUUCCCUGCCUGCCUUUCCUGCGUUCCCACUGCGAGGGGUCGCAUGGUGCCCACUGGCUAUUAUUCCUAAGAAGUUGAUUGACAAAAAAAUUUCCCAAAGUGUCCUGAAGAGUCUCUUCAAAUACGUGUUGAUCUGUGGAGUUGACUCCUUUCCUCCUCUGGGUUUUAGACAAACGUAAACAAAAAUCUGAUCCAUAAAAUUGCUAUGCUGAUAGAGCAGUGAGGGCUGGAAGCCUGAUCAAGUCCUGUUUUUUCUUGACACAGACUGAUUAAAAAUUAAAAAGAAAAUGACAGCUUGAA